GGAAAACCGGUCGAUCUGCGUUGUUCUCUAGUAAUUGCGAUUCUUCAGUCGUUUCUGAAAUCUGUUAGCUUGCUUGGCAAGACAAACUUGACGGCAGUCGCCCCCGCCAACUUUGUUUUUCCCCACCCAAAUCAAUUCUUUGCAGUGAUAAUCAUCAUGCUGUCUCGCACCGCUCCUAGCAGCACUGUUGGCCGCUGCGCCCAGGCCCAGCGUCGCGUGGUGGCUCCCAUCCCCGCUCGCUCCUCCAUCGCACGCAGCCGGCAAGUCGCGUGCCAAGGCCUGUUUGGCCUGGGCCUGCCGGAGGUUGCCGUGAUUGCUGGCGUGGCAGCGCUCAUCUUUGGCCCAAGCAAGCUGCCUGAGCUGGGCAAGUCGCUGGGCAAGACCGUGAAGAGCUUCCAGACCGCCGCGAGCGAGUUCAACGACGAGCUGAAGGCGGGUAUGGCGGCUGACGACGCCAAGAAGCCAGCUGCGGUUGAGGAGAAGAAGGAGGAGACCAAGUAGAGGACAAGUCGGGCCUGGAAAUGGCAGGGGCGAAUGGACUAAAAUAGCGGGUCGCGACCGUCUAGCCUGCAAUGGGAGCACAUCGUGUACAUGUGCAGCGUGGCCUUCAGGGACUGUAGGUGGUGGGGGUGAGGCGGGCGCAGCGGUUGGGUUCAUGACACGGUCUUGAACACGUUGGGUUUGCGGACGCACGCCGGAGUGCCAACAGAGUGUCAGGACGCGGACGGGAGCACGCGCGGAUUGGAAAAUGCGUACACAUAGAGCAGAAGACGUUUUUUCAGGGCUGGCAAGCGCAGCGUUUGUACUGCUUACAGGCUUUGUCAACUGCCUUGAGCUUGAGAGAGAAUUUGAUGUGGUGGAGAGAUAUCAUCGGACCAACGCGGGCAUGGUGUACAACUGAGCUGCACACUCAGGAUAAAGGAAGAGCGGAAGCUCCCCAGCGUGUAAUGUUUUUGUGCU
This is a messenger RNA of Chlamydomonas reinhardtii, 960 nucleotides long. RefSeq lists its product as uncharacterized. Lineage: Eukaryota; Viridiplantae; Chlorophyta; Chlorophyceae; Chlamydomonadales; Chlamydomonadaceae. The record is from RefSeq and is a predicted model, not a curated record. Gene Ontology annotation, biological process: protein transport by the Tat complex. The transcript has a single exon. Bases 157 to 501 code for a protein of 114 amino acids. Gene Ontology annotation, cellular component: membrane.